Messenger RNA from Mesorhabditis spiculigera, 414 nucleotides. Lineage: Eukaryota; Metazoa; Nematoda; Chromadorea; Rhabditida; Rhabditidae. The record is from the annotation of a GenBank genome assembly.
AUGUCGACCGAGACUAGGCCGCCCGACAGAUUGUCGUCGGAGCGAGACGUCGAGUUGGGCUCCACGUCGACUGAUGCGUUCACUGAGGGCCAAGUCGAAGAGGGCGGCCCCCUCGCCAAGUACACCCAGAUGGGCAACGCCGCCGACGAGGACAAGGUGUCGACGCUGGAAAAGAGCUGCUGCAUCGUCACCUUUGUCGUCCUCAUUUUGCUCUUGCUGAUCCCGAUGGUGGUCUACGGUAUAACGGAUCUGCAGGAAGAGACGCGCGAGCUGAACCCAAAGGACCUGGAACGCUGGAACGUGACGACGACGCCUUCUACACCCAUAACGACAAAAUCCUGGCAGGAGAUUCUUCAAGGCUACGACGACCACUCCUCCGCCCUCCUCAUCUACCGAUCCGCCCCCGAUGAGCAU